This is a messenger RNA of Topomyia yanbarensis, 870 nucleotides long. RefSeq lists its product as uncharacterized. Bases 1 to 870 code for a protein of 289 amino acids. Gene Ontology annotation, molecular function: nucleic acid binding. Gene Ontology annotation, biological process: DNA integration. The transcript is spliced from 2 exons. The record is from RefSeq and is a predicted model, not a curated record. Lineage: Eukaryota; Metazoa; Arthropoda; Insecta; Diptera; Culicidae.
AUGACCAGCGAACCAACAGAAUUCUGUUCGAAACAACCAGACGAACCGAAACCGGCAGCUCGCAGAGGAGCACCACAAGAGAUUUACUCAGACCGGGGAACGAACUUCCAAGGUACCAGCAGAGACUUGUCGCAUGAGCUGCACAAGACAAUCAACAAUGAGCUGAGCAGCACAUUCACCGAUGCGCACACGCAGUGGCGAUUCAAUCCACCGGCGACACCACACAUGGGAGGUUGCUGGGAGAGGAUGGUGAGAUCAGUGAAAGCUGCAUUGGGCGCAAUUCCCGUUGAACGCAAAUUGGAUGAGGAGUCUCUGGUCACACUAUUAACAGAGGCGGAGCGUAUGGUAAACUCACGACCUCUGACAUUCGUUCCAUUGGAAAAUGUAGAUAGUGAGGCUCUGACCCCUAAUCAUUUCCUGAUGCGGAGUUCCAGGGAUGUACAACAACCAGUAAAUGACCCAGUAGGAGCGGAAGCCGCGAUGAGAUGUAGCUGGAACAAGAUUCAGCAUACACUGGAUGGAUUUUGGCGUCGCUGGGUUACAAAAUACAUGCCCACGAUUUCGAGGAGGACAAAGUGGUUCCAUGAUGUGGAACCAAUCAAAGGGGGUGAUUUGGUGUUUGUCGUAGAUGACGGCAUUCGUAAUCGUUGGCUUCGGGAGCGCGUAUUGAAAACUUACCCAGGCAAGGAUGACAGAGUACGUCGAGUGGAUGUUCAAACUGCGAAUGGGAUAUUGCGAGAGCGUGCAAUUAUCAAGCGAGCCCUGUUAGAUAUUAGAGGUGACGUCGAACCAGGACAUCGGACGACACGUGGGGGAAAAUGUUGCGGGAAAUCUGUGACGACCCCUCGAUAUCAAGAGCCAAACUAUUGA